Messenger RNA from Leptosia nina, 1215 nucleotides. NCBI's taxonomy places the organism in Eukaryota, Metazoa, Arthropoda, Insecta, Lepidoptera, Pieridae. The record is from the annotation of a GenBank genome assembly.
AUGGGCCCUGACCCGUGGGAUGAUGGAAAGGCAGAAAAAAAUGUUUUAAAUGAUGACGACUUGCCGUUUGAUCUAAGAAUGCCUAAAGAAGUAAUCAAAGUUAAAACUGAAAAAAGUCAUGGUAUGAGUGACUGGUUCUAUAAACGUUUAUUGGCGAUUAUUUUAAAAGGAGGACAAAACAAGGAAAAUGAAGACAAGUCUAUUGAGAUAUCCUUGCAAAUGAGAUAUAGUCAAGAACAGAUGAGAGUUCUUGAAGAAUAUAUAAAAUCCGACAAUGCCUUAUCCGAAGAUAUGUUUAGAAGAUCUGUGCAAUAUAUAGGAGAUUCUAUAUACAAACCUACUAUCACUGAAAAAAUAGCCAUGGCUUGGAGUGAAUAUGUCUAUACAUAUUUUGUGGAGUAUAAGGAUUAUAUAACAUGGAGCCUUGGUGUAGCUGCAUUUGUGACAGCCACAUUCUGGCUUUGGCACUAUAUUUCCUAUAAUCAUAUAAUCAUACUGAUUGCCAUAGCAUUGUAUAUGUAUGAAGUGUUUGUUUCUUACAAGGAAGCUGAAAAAGAUGAAGUAAAUAGAUUUCUAUCAGCUAUAAAUGCAUGCAAAUGGCAUUUUUGGACAUCAGAGUGUGAAGUAGCUCCACCGGAUCCACUAAUAAUGUUGAAGCAUAUGAACCCGCUAAAGAUAGCGAUAAGAAUGUUCACAACUCUUAUAUCUGAACCCAUGAUAACGAUUAGUGCAGUUGUUAACUCGAUGUUACAUAACAUAACAGCUGAUCUGAUGUACCCCUUCAACACAAUAGCACGAUGCACAUUAGUGUUACUAUUUAACGCCCUGCUAAUAAUGUUGCUAGUCGCUGUUGUAUUCAAUUACAUCCUCAACAUCCCAUUUCAGUUAAAUUUAUUUUAUAUACUGAAUAUUGCAUUGAAUCCGCGUCAAAGAAAUGUUGGAAAUCCAGGUCCACCCGUUGUUGAACAGGGUAACCAAGGCGAUAGGAUAACUGUUGAAACUCUAAACAGGUUCUUAGAUGUAUGCUCCAAAGCUUUGACGGUUUCACAGUCUAAUAAUAAUACUACUUCAGCUAUAUCAAAUGUUAGUCAGGGUACAGGUAUGAAGAGAUCGUCCAGCACUGGAAGACUCCCUAAUGCUAAGUCCAGUUUUAAUGAAGAGAAAAGACAAAUCGUCUUCAAGAGAAAGCACGGUGGAAGCGGUGAUGCAUCAUGA